GUGUAUUGGGGCGCGUACACUCCUGUCUGGGGGCUGGGACGAGUGGCAAUCGCAAAAUGUCGACUGAGAAAACAACUGCUUACAAACACGCAGUCACUACCUCUGUGGAUAUUUGAUGCAUUGACACGGUGUUUUGGAUACGUGGAAUAUAAGAUCGGCUGAUAUAUUCUCAACGGAGAUUUUAAAAGGUGGCCUUCGCGGUGCCUGCAAACACAUCUCCGGAGGUGAAAGGACCAGAUACACUCUGAAACGAGUGUCUACCCGUGCCAAGGCCGUCUCACGCAAAAUGAAAGCAUCUCAGCCCUAAAUUUAACACAUUCAUUAUUAUUUUUUUUUUGCACGACAAACCAUGACUUUCUCCCCUGAGUUGAUUACAUAAGGCAGCCAUCAGCGAUGAUUCACUUGUACGCACAUAGCAGUCCCACCUAAGUCGACGGUAGAUCGACGGACUGUUUCCUCGCGCUGACACCUCAAACAAGCAGCGCAAGCCUCAUCCUAGUCUAGUAUGAGUUAUGACAUCACUAAGUCAGCGGCCAGCAGCAACGCACGGGGGCGAGCGCCGAGGGCUGCCGACAAAGACAGCGGCCAGGAGGCCGACUCCAAACAGUUACACGCCGGCGCCGAUGUCUCCGCUCCGGAGCAGGGAAACAGGGCCGGGGGCGUGUCCUCCCCCAGCGAAGGCUCGGGAGCCGGCGAUCAGAGGGGGCCCAAUUCGGACGACAUGGACGGCGGCCUCUCCAGCGGCAACGACUCCGGCGAGAGGGACACGGGUUCCCGCGGGCGCCAGUCCACCCGCAGCUCGCACGGCUCGUCCAACGGCAAGGACUCGGGUAUGAUGCUGGAAACCACCGAGAGCCAAAAGAGCUCCAACUCGCAGAGCCUGUCGCCGCCGAGCGGCUCGCUGGCCUACAGCCUGCUGUCCACCAGCUCCGAACACGACCCGCCGUCCACAUCCGGUUGCAGCAGCAAUCAGUCGGCGAGGGUCCAGACCCAGAAGGAGCUCAUGAAGGCCAUUAAGGAGCUCAAGUUCCGCUUGCCAGCGGAGCGCAAGUCCAAGGGCCACUCCAGCACUCUCAACGCACUCAAGUACGCCCUGCAGUGUGUCAGACAAGUCCGAGCCAACAAGGAGUAUUACCACCAGUGGAACGUGGAAGAAUGUCACGAAUGUAGCCUGGACUUGUCCGCCUUCACCAUCGAGGAGCUGGACAACAUCACUUCGGAAUACACACUAAAGAACACGGACACGUUCUCGAUGGCGGUAUCCUUUCUGUCCGGGAAAGUGGUGUACGUGUCACCUCAGGGAUCGUCGGUGCUGCGCUGCAAGCCCGAGUGUCUCCAGGGCACCAUGUUUUCGGAGCUUCUGGCUCCGCAGGACAUCAGCACUUUCUACAGCGGCACGGCGCCUUGCCGACUGCCCUUAUGGGCGUCCUGCAUCGGAUCCGCCUCACCCGCCAUGGACUGCACUCAGGAGAAAUCCAUGUUCUGUCGAAUCCGCGCCGACCGCACGCAGGGCAGCGAGAUGCGCUAUUAUCCGUUUCGCCUGACGCCCUACCAGCUGACCAUCCGAGAUUCGGAUACCGCCGAACCGCAGCCGUGUUGCCUGCUCAUCGCGGAGAGGGUCCACUCCGGAUACGAGGCACCUCGGAUCCCUCCUGACAAGAGGAUCUUCACCACCAGUCACACUCCCAGCUGCCUCUUCCAGGAAGUCGACGAGAGGGCGGUGCCAUUGUUGGGAUAUCUGCCGCAGGACUUGGUGGGAACGCCGACUUUGCUUUACAUCCACCCCGAAGACAGGCCCACUCUGGUGGCCAUCCACGAGAAGAUCUUUCAGUUUGCCGGCCAGCCGUUUGAGUAUUCGCCGUUGAGGAUGUGCGCCCGCAGCGGGGAAUACUUAACCAUCGACACCAGCUGGUCUUCCUUCGUCAACCCUUGGAGCCGCAAGGUGGCCUUCAUCGUAGGGCGCCACAAAGUCCGAACGAGCCCGCUGAACGAGGACGUGUUCACGGUGCCGAGCUGCGAGGCCCGCGCCACCACGCCCGACGUGGUGCAGCUCAGCGAGCGGAUCCACCGUCUGCUGGUGCAGCCGGUGCACAGCGGCGGCUCGCAGGGUUACAGCUCGCUGGGCUCCAGCGGCUCGCGGGGCUCGCGCCGCUCGCACCCGCAGCAUCACGGCGCCUCGGCCGCCUCCUCCAGCGACAGCAACGGACCCGCCGCGGACGACGCCGCCGUCGCCUUACGCAAGCCCAUGACCUUCCAGCAGAUCUGCAAAGAUGUUCACAUGGUCAAGACGAACGGGCAGCAAGUUUUCAUCGAGUCUCGAAACAGGCCGCCGGCGAGAAAAAACACCGGCACAGUCGCCAGAAGCAGUCUGAGAGACAUCAACAGCGACCCCAUUCGCGGCCUCAUCGCUGACAUGACCAAGCCACUGAAAGAUUUGGUGCCCGCGCCGCUUGCACAGAAAGAUUCCCCACCCGGAUAUUCCUACCAACAGAUCAACUGCCUGGACAGCAUCAUAAGGUACCUGGAAAGCUGCAACAUUCCCAAUACGAUCAAAAGAAAGUGCGGCUCCUCCUCCUGCACUUCCGACGAAGACAAGCAGGAGGCCGGCGGCAACGCCAAAGGUGCGUCGGUCGGCUUGGUCGGCGAAGCCCCUCCGCUGCCCCCGCUGACGUUGGCCAUGAAGGCGGAGAGCGUGGCCUCCGUCACGUCCCAAUGUAGCUUCAGUAGCACCAUCGUGCACGUGGGAGACAAGAAGCCGCCCGAAUCAGACAUCGUGAUGGAGGAGGCUCCGAGCACUCCGACACACGCUCCCCCCACCCUCACUCCGACUGCGCUCUCCAUUCCUCCCCCUCCACCACCCCCGCCUCCUCCCGUCGCCCCCCUCCCUCAAGCGACGCCGCCAACUCAGCCGGAGAGGGACAGCCGGCACGGCGGGGGCGGCCGGCUGGGCCUGACGAAGGAGGUGCUGUCGGCGCACACGCAGCAGGAGGAGCAGGCCUUCCUGGACCGCUUCAAGGACCUCAGCAAGCUGCGCGUCUUCGACCAGACGGCGUCUUCGACCGUGCGCUGCCACACGCCCGCGGGCAACCCUCUGGCGCGAGGGGUGCGUUGCUCUCGUGACUACCCGGCCGCAGGGGGCGGCUCCGGUCACAGAUGCGGCCGUGGCGGGAAGCGGCUCAAGCACCAGGAGUCCUCUGACAGGCACGGCUCUCUGGGACUCACGGGGAUGCACCAAGACCCCAGAACCAGAGCGGCAGCCGGGCCCCUCGACGUGCCCCUGGGAGCCCCCACAAACUCCUCCUCCUGGCCGUCGGUUUGCUCUCAGCCCAGCCAUCCCUCGGCCCCGUUCGCACCCGGCGUGGUUCCAAUCUACCCGGUCUACCCGCCGCUCCCUCAGCCCUUGGCCGUGCCAGACGCGUCACGUUUCCCCCCGACCCAGAUGGUGCCCCCCAUGAUGGCCUUGGUUCUCCCCAACUACAUGUUCCCUCCGAUGGGGGCGCCCAUGCCCCAGCAAGUCACCACACCCAUGCCGUUUUUCGGUCAAAACUUGAAUUACCCCGGCGCCCCCCAACCCCCGGUCCCCGCGGCCGUUUGCAACCCCGCGUCCAUUCCUGCCACGGGUGCGGCAUCUCGAAGCAGCACGCCCCAGUCCUGCACUCAGACCCCCGCCGAUCGCGAGGGUGCGGAGUCCCCCCUGUUCCAGUCCCGAUGCUCCUCCCCCCUCAAUUUGUUGCAGCUGGAAGAGUCGCCCAGCAACCGGUUAGAGUCCGCCACCGUGCUGGCGGCCGCGCAGCAGGCUCCGCCCGCCGUGCAGGGCGGCCCGGCCGGCGUGCAGAGUUCAGACACUCAAAGGAACUCUGAUGAUAACACCAAGGAGAAUGAGAAUGGGGAAGCUAAUGAGUCCAACAACGACGCCAUGUCGACUUCCAGCGACCUGCUGGACCUGCUGCUGCAGGAAGACUCACGCUCGGGAACCGGCUCUGCUGCCUCCGGAUCUGGGUCAUCGGGCACCAGGUCCUCGGGUUCUGGCUCCGGCUCCAAUGGAUGCUGCUCCUCUGGUACCAGUGGCACCAGUAGCAGCCAAGGCAGCCACACCAGCAAAUAUUUUGGGAGCAUUGACUCAUUGGAGAACGACCACGCCCGCAAGCAACCGGCGGGGGGCAGCGGCACCGGUGGCGACAGUGGCGAGGAGCAGUUCAUCAAAUGUGUCUUGCAGGACCCCAUUUGGCUUCUGAUGGCCAACACGGACGACAAGGUCAUGAUGACCUACCAGCUGCCUAUCAGGGAUGUGGAGGCGGUGCUGCGUGAGGAUCGCGAGGCGCUGAGGAGCAUGCAGAAGCAUCAGCCACGCUUCACGGAGGAACAGAAGAGGGAGCUGAACCAGGUGCACCCUUGGGUGCGCACAGGACGCCUGCCCAGAGCCAUCAACAUCUCCGGCUGCGCGGACUGCAAGUCUCCCGCGUCGGGCCGCCGCGCCGCCGCCCCCUUCGACGUGGAGAUCAACGAGAUGGAGCUUUGUGGCAUGCUGAAGUCGCCAAAGGAGGGCGCCACCAUGGUCAAGAAAAACUCAUCAGAGGCGGCCAUGGAUGAACAACCCCCUGACGAGGACGACGAGGAAGACGAGGGGGAGGAGGAAGAAGGCAAAACACAAGAAAGCGGCCAAGCGGCGACCGCAGAUGAACUCAGAGCCACGUCGGGGGCGGCGGAGGACGCCGCUCGACCGCCACAGUCCGACAUGAAUCACUAAGCGGCCAAAGACGAAACAUUCAACACUACCGUUUAUAACUUUUUAAUGUGUACCUUCCUGAAGUACACCUACGGUGACAUCAUGACACAAGAUGAGCGACGCCAAUACUGUAUUGAGCACUCGGAUUUACGACUCCUUGUCUAAACUAAUUCCCGACUGUCGCUUACGUCGUAUGACAUCACGCGAGAGGCGCCACGGACUCCACACGACGCGCCUUCCGCCUCCUCUCUUGUAGGUCAUAUUUAUUUCAGUAGGAAGAAAAAAAAAAACAAAAACAGGCACCUUUGAUGUACAGAUGGAUGUGCUUCACCAAUGUCCCGUUUGAUGUUCACAUCCGUGACGUCUCGCAAUGAAUGUCGCCGGGCUUCUCCGUUGCUCCUUAUCACAUAAGCUCGUGUACAUAUAAAUCCGACGCGAAAGGAACAGUACCGCGAAAGACGGGGCUGACUUUAUUUUGUAAAAAUGUGUAUAUUUUUAUAUCUUCACCCAUCGAGGGUUGAGAGUUGAUGACUGGCCCGAGCUGUGCGACGUUUCAAAAGUUUAUUCAUCCUCACUUGAGGUGCAGGAAAAGAAAAAGCGCGCCAGUGUGGUGAAGUGCUUCUUUGCAAGAGGAUGAAACAAAAAAAAAAUCAUAAAAUAAAAAUCCCUUUGACGUUUUCCUUUUUAGCUCUAUCGUGGUCAUGUGAUAUUCGGUUUCUUCAUGGCAUCGCUGCUGUGUACAGCAGUUGUUCAAUAUUUUUGUGAAAUUUGUACAAAAAAACAAAACAAAAAGAGACAAUAAAAGGACUUGAUAUGUGA
Molecule: messenger RNA, 5545 nt
Organism: Hippocampus zosterae (dwarf seahorse)
Lineage: Eukaryota; Metazoa; Chordata; Actinopteri; Syngnathiformes; Syngnathidae
Gene: per1b
Product: period circadian clock 1b
Exons: 20
Coding region: 506-4747 (1413 amino acids)
Biological process (GO): circadian regulation of gene expression; negative regulation of transcription by RNA polymerase II; entrainment of circadian clock by photoperiod
Cellular component (GO): nucleus; cytoplasm
Molecular function (GO): transcription corepressor binding; transcription cis-regulatory region binding
Source: RefSeq, a predicted model, not a curated record